AUGGUUACCACUUCUGGGUUAGUUCUUUCCGGUUUGAUGGGCGCUUUAGCCCGCCGGUUGCAAGUUGCUCUCAUUGGUAAGACUUACGAGAAGUCUUUCAACCGGGCUGGUGGCUACAUUCUCUCGAUUGGUGUGUUUUCCGGUGCCUACUAUGUGUUGGACCAAUACCACCAACGUAACACCGAAUUGUUGCAAAGAAGAUUAUCAGCUUUGAGAGAACAAAGAGCCCAAAAGGACAUCUUCUUCGAAUUUGCUGAACAAGGGGACCACCGGUUGUCGCCCAACCGCGGUCGCUUCUUCGACUUGAUGGACAAGUACGGCCAACCCUACCGUUAG
Molecule: messenger RNA, 336 nt
Organism: Diutina rugosa
Lineage: Eukaryota; Fungi; Ascomycota; Pichiomycetes; Serinales; Debaryomycetaceae
Exons: 1
Coding region: 1-336 (111 amino acids)
Source: RefSeq, a predicted model, not a curated record